GCGCCAUGGAGGAGCGGGACGGCCGCGCCGGCGGCUUCAGGAAGGAGACGGUGGAGCGGCUGCUCCGCCUCCACUUCCGCGACGGGCGGACCCGAGUGAGCGGCGAGGCGCUGCUGCUGGCGGCGGAGCUGCUCAACGUCUUCGUGCGCGAGGCGGCGGCGCGAGCGGCGCGGCAGGCGCAGGGCGAGGAGCUGGACACCGUGGACGUCGAGCACGUGGAGAAGGUGCUGCCGCAGCUGCUUCUGGACUUCUAGAGACGCAGCUGUGACUGCCGACUGCAAGCAGAGGACACCGCACUGACUGCAGCCAGCUGGAGUGCUAUCCUCAGCGCUUAGCCAGAGGAAGGGCAGCAUCACUUUCUUCUUUCUCUGACACGCUGUCUCUCUAUCCUCUUUCCUCGAACAAGCGUAACAAAAUCCUGGGCAACUACCAUGGCAGAUGCUGAUUUUGAGAGAUAGCAACCGCAUUUAUUGUGGUAGCCACCACAUUUAUUUUGGCAGCCACUAUGCAACAGGUUUCCACCUUGCUGCCUCAUUCCUGCAAGAGUAGCUUGCACACCACAGCACAGGUAGGGUGCUGUUGCUUUCUUGGCUUAUGUGAGAAACAGGUGCUGCUUUGCUGACUUAAUGGCUGAAAAUGUCACUGAAGGCUCUCGGCACCUCAGCAGGCAGCUAGGGUAGAAACUUUGGGUCUAGUUCCAAGCCUGUCUAAUGAAGGGCUUGGUAACAGCCUUUUGGCUGUUGCCAAAAGCAGGUAUCUGAUCUUUAUUUUAUAAAUAAACAGUGUCUGUUUCU
Messenger RNA from Nothoprocta perdicaria, 794 nucleotides. It is a transcript of the gene CENPX, whose product is annotated as centromere protein X. Lineage: Eukaryota; Metazoa; Chordata; Aves; Tinamiformes; Tinamidae. Gene Ontology annotation, cellular component: FANCM-MHF complex; Fanconi anaemia nuclear complex. The transcript is spliced from 5 exons. Gene Ontology annotation, molecular function: protein heterodimerization activity. Gene Ontology annotation, biological process: kinetochore assembly; DNA repair; resolution of meiotic recombination intermediates. The record is from RefSeq and is a predicted model, not a curated record. Bases 6 to 254 code for a protein of 82 amino acids.